This is a messenger RNA of Brienomyrus brachyistius, 4617 nucleotides long. Its product is annotated as gamma-aminobutyric acid receptor subunit gamma-1-like. The record is from RefSeq and is a predicted model, not a curated record. NCBI's taxonomy places the organism in Eukaryota, Metazoa, Chordata, Actinopteri, Osteoglossiformes, Mormyridae. Gene Ontology annotation, biological process: chloride transport; synaptic transmission, GABAergic; regulation of postsynaptic membrane potential. The coding region runs from base 16 to 1407 and encodes 463 amino acids. Gene Ontology annotation, cellular component: dendrite membrane; postsynapse; synapse. Gene Ontology annotation, molecular function: GABA-A receptor activity; GABA-gated chloride ion channel activity; inhibitory extracellular ligand-gated monoatomic ion channel activity. The transcript is spliced from 9 exons.
AUCUCUAAAGAGAUCAUGAGCUGUAGGAGUUUAGCCCUGAGUUGUCAGCCUUGGCAGCAUCGUGUGUCGGCUUUCUGCCUGAUGUUCGCAUGUGUCGGAGUCAGUGUGGCUUUCGGUCCAAAUAAACUGGAGGAGGAAGAUUAUGAAGAUGUCCCCAUAAAUAAGACCUGGGUACUAUCGCCCAAGGUCUAUGAAAGUGAUGUCACCUUGAUCCUAAACACGUUAUUGCAGGGUUAUGACAACAAGCUCCGGCCUGACAUUGGAGGCAAACCGACGGUGAUUGAGACAGCGGUAUAUGUUAAUAGUAUUGGACCGGUUGACCCCAUAAAUAUGGAGUACACCAUUGACAUAUUCUUUGCCCAGACGUGGUAUGACAGCAGGCUGAAGUUCAACAGCUCAAUGAAGCUCCUCAUGCUCAACAGCAACAUGGUUGGAAAGAUCUGGAUCCCUGACACCUUCUUCCGCAACUCCAGGAAGUCAGACGCCCACUGGAUCACGACGCCCAAUCGGCUUCUGCGGCUGUGGAGCAAUGGGCGGGUCAUGUACACAUUGAGGUUGACAAUUAAUGCGGAAUGCUACCUUAAACUGCAUAACUUUCCUAUGGACGAGCACUCGUGUCCGCUGGAGUUUUCGAGCUAUGGGUACCCAAAAAACGAGAUUCUCUACCGCUGGCAGAGGAGGUCCGUGGAAGUGGCUGAUCAGCGGUACUGGAGGCUGUACCAGUUCGCGUUCGUCGGCCUGCGCAACACGUCAGACGUAGCACACACUCAAUCGGGGGAAUAUGUCAUCAUGACCAUCUUCUUUGAUCUGAGUCGGCGGAUGGGCUACUUCACCAUCCAGACUUACAUCCCCUGCAGCAUGAUUGUGGUUCUGUCCUGGGUCUCUUUCUGGAUCAACAAGGAUGCCGUUCCAGCCAGGACAUCGUUAGGGAUCACCACAGUAUUGACCAUGACCACCCUCAGCACCAUAUCCCGGAAAUCACUCCCCAAAGUGUCGUAUGUGACGGCCAUGGAUCUCUUCGUCUCCGUCUGCUUCAUAUUCACCUUCGCUGCGCUCAUGGAAUACGGAACGCUCCACUAUUUCACGAGCAACAGGCAGGCAAAGAAAUCCAAAUCCAGCAACGUACAGCAGAAAUCCACUGUGGUUAACAUCCGGCCAGGGCCAUCGCUACUGCAGAUGAACAACAUCGCCCCCUACCAUGAAGAGGACGACUAUGCGUAUGAAUGCCUGGACGGCAAAGAUUGCACCAGCUUCUUCUGUUGUUUUGACGACUGCCGCUCAGGUGCUUGGCGAGAGAAUCGCAUGCAUGUCCACGUGUCCAAGAUCGAUUCCUACUCACGAAUAUUCUUCCCCACUGCAUUUGGCCUCUUUAACCUCGUCUACUGGGUUGGGUAUCUCUACUUAUGAGAUGCAAAGUCAGUUAUUCAAAUAAUCAAAUAUUUUAUGAUGAUCUUUCUCCUCACUACAUCCCAUAUUAAAAAAGAAAUGGGGAUUCACAAAAUAAAUGUAUUGAUACUUACGAGAAGCAGCGUUUUUAGUCCAAAAUGGCAGGAAAUAAUAGACUCUGACCCCAUUAGAAUUGAAAAAAAGAACAAGGAAAAACUAUGUAACUGAUGUAAGAACUCUGACGAUACAGUGUGAUGUUUUAGAGGCAAAAUAGAACUUGUUAAAGUUUUCGGUUUAGCAGUACAUACCGAAAAGAAUUACGCUGUCAGCCCACCUAUUAAAAAACUAUGAGAACCCAGAUGGCAGCCCAGCAAAAAAAAAAUAAUAAUAAAAAAAAAAAAACCAACAGCUGUUCUCCGUCAUAAAAUCAUUGGGGAAGAAAUCAGAUAUUUCACUUUGCCUACAGAGCUACACAUUGCAUCGCAAAAUCGGCACUGUGGCUGGAGUCGGAUUUCCUGAGUACGGCCUGGUCAUUUCCUGUGGGCUGCAUGCUCCCCCAUCUCAGCUGAAAUUGUACUGACCAUAGCAAUAACAACAGUAUGGAUCAUGUUAUCUCUUCUCUGUUUGUAGCUUUUGGUUUGCGGUUUACAGCACAUUCUAGGAGCUGAAAAAGAGUGAUAUGUCGUUAUCUUUCCAUCAGCCUUUUUCAUUUGUUUUUACUUCUGUAGUCUUACAUUUAUCUAUGAUGAAAAAGAACUGUGAGAGUAAAGUCUGAUUCCUAGCAAUUUAAAUAUAAUAUAUAUCAAAAAAUAGCAUACAGAAACUCCUAAGCAUUUGUUUUUGUCCAAAAAUAUUUUUCUCCGCAUUUGUCCCAAAGCUUUCCAUAAUUUAACACGCGGAUGCAUUGACACUCAAAACCAGUUCUGUUUUGCAUCUUAAAUUUUCAGCUUUUGUUUUUUUUAUUUGUAUUAUUUUAAUAAAUAUUGGACAUCUGAUCACAUUCAGCCAUGAUUAGUCUGCUUGCACCCAGACUAAUACCAUUAUUACUAAACUUAGUUUUUUUCUUAGUAUUAUACUGAUGAUGUUUUCUGUAUAGUUUCCAUGUAUUCAUAAAAGUGAAAAUAUAUUUUUUCAGUGUUAACAAGGUCUAAUUUUGCUGGUAAACAGUAGGGGUGGUAAAUUUAAAAUAGGUAAAAUGAUGUGUGAUAGAGGUUAUAGUACUUAUGUACCCUCAGGAUAUUUCAACUUUAUCGCAUUUGGGAAAAAGCUUUGAUGUUUGUCAAAAAAACAUAUAUUUAUGGUGACAUAUUUCACUAUGAAUAGUACUGAACAGACAUUUCUAUUAUGCAGCUAAGAUUAAACUAUAGAAAAAAACUGAACAAAUGGAAUAUGUAUCACAUAUAGAAAAAAGUAAUAAUUUUAUUUUGAUAUUCAUUUAUAUUUCAAGCUGCUAUAUAUUACAAGCUUGUCAUUGAACCAUAUAACUGUGAAAAAUGCAUUAACCCACUUUGAUUAUUACUGUGAGGUGAGAAUGUCAUGGGGGUACUGUCAUGAAGUGUUUCUGAGUCCUGUUCUUACUCAGUGCAAUGCGAUGAAUUCAUGACUCCCUCAAAGCCAUAAAGCACGACACAGUUUAGGUAGAACCUGAACACCCAUUAACAGAACCUGAACACCCAUUAACAGAAUUGACAAUGAACUUUGUGUGGUUUUGUAUUUCUUUGGUUUCAAUGUCUGAUGAUUCCUGCAACCUACUGAUGCUACCAUUUUUAAUUUCCAGCAUAUAGUUACUGAACACGGUGCAGUAAAAGUACAAUAAAAAGCUUAUGAGAGAGUAGCGGGGUGUCCCAAUAUUCCCCUAAUGUUCCCGACACUAAAUUUAGUAUCUGUGAAAGAUAGAGCCGAGGGCCUAGUCAUUUAGCAACCACUGGGCUUCGAAGCACCAGUGACAUUCCCACUAAGCUCAAUCUGUAUUAGGAAAGAAUAGUGCUUUGUAACAAUGGUCUGUGAAAUUUAGGUAAGUACCUUCUGGGCAAGCAUCAGUAUUUUGUCUGAAUAUUUAUGGAGGUGAAAACUUCGAGCCAUAUCUCUGUUUACUGAGGAGAUGUACUGUUUCUGUAAGUUACCCGUCGGUCUUUGCCUAGAGGACUGAUUGUGACGUCACAUUUCAGAUGUGCCAAAUAUGUCUUUCAUGAUAUUUCUUGAGAUUUAUUUCUUGUAAUUCACAUGAAAAGGAAGGAGUCACAUUUCAUUUUGAAGUUCCAAAUGUCUUGGCUCCAGAAAUAUGUAAGGCCACUUUUGGUUUAAAAAUGUUUUUUCUACAUAUUUAAGUAUGCAGCUGUAAGGUCAUCUCAGAAGUGAAACAAGUGUUGAGGUACUUUUCCAGUUUACUUUUAUGUGCUAUUGUUUACUUUAAGUCUGAUUUCACUGGAAAGAUAAGCAUUGACUCUUUUGACAUCUGUUGUGUACAUAUAUGUAUAUUUGUACAUACCCAUUGUCAUUGUCUGUUACAAUGUUGUAUAUACACAUAUAUAAACAUCAUCAACAAAAACAAUAUUUAUACAUGUAAUGUAGGAUAAUUUUACUAGUCUACACAUUAUAUACACCAGUAGUUCAUGUAUAUGUAUAUGACAGGUAUUUUGAAUUAAACAGUUUUUUUCCUGAGCCAAAUUUAUGGAGCAGUUAGUUGUGGCUGCUGUCGGUUCUUAGUUUUUAUAAAUUUAUCCAGUUUAAGUUCACUACCGUAUAUGCAUUUUCCCUGGCUUUGAUUCUAUUUAGCCGGUAAAAAUGGGUAUAUCUAUUGUAUGCAAUAUGAAAUCACUGUUCUAUAGAACACCACACAAAUUUAACAAUAAAGAUAUAUAAUAUAAAAUACAUAUCUGUAUACAUAUGUAAGUGUGCAAGAGAGAGUAUGAUAUAUACCAUGCAUUUACCCUGUUACUCAUCAUUGUAACAAUAUGUAUUUACAACAAAUUGAUGUUGUGGUAUACAUCGCUAUGCAUAAUUUGUAAAAUGUUAUCAGAAUGUUUCUUUGUUAAUGUUUUAAUCAUUCUGUUGCUUCUUCACCACCAAUCUGUCGCAUCGAAAAGGAACGAUAUUUUAGACAGGUUUACAGUCUCUCAGCCCAAAUCAAAUUUCCACUGUGUUGAGGUUUAUGUCCUGUUUAUGUGAGUGCUUGUCUUUUUUCCCCCAAGUAUUUAUAGAUCUGUGUAGUUUUAGUGCAGCGUAACUCAA